AUGGCUUACUCCCUGCGGAUGCCUUUCGUGACCUGGAUCCUCUGUGUGUUGCUCUGGAAUACGCCCGUAGCCAGAGGGAAGAAGGUGGAUGAGUUGCUGAAGCGACUCGAACUUCUGGAAGCCAAGGUGGAACAGGUCGCUCAGCCAAGCAAUGAGCAGACAGAGGUCUUCCUGACCAAGGCGGAGGUGCAUCAGCGCUUUGAACUCUUCUAUGCGGCACAUGCCAAGGAGCUUGCGCGGAUGCAGGACCAACUUGAAGAGCUUCGCGCACAGAUGCGAAGUUUGCAAGAAUUACUGCUGCAGAAAGCUGAUGCCAAUGAAGUCCUGACUGCUGCACAGAUCCACCAGCGCUUCCGGCUCUUUGCGGAGGCGAUGCCGGCGAGCAAGGCCGCGGCCGAGGCUCCGCAGACCGUAAGUCUUGCGACUGCGAGGUGUGAGACGCCCUGUGAAGACGUUAUGUCCAGAGCAGAAGUGCACGAACGCUUUCGCCUUUUCCAGGCGUCACUUGCCGCGCAGCCGGUGCAGGUGUCGGAUGCGCAGAACUGCGCAUGUACAAAUUGCACAUCUCCCACAGUCGAGGCUGAGGUGCAAGAGGUGCCUCUGCGCGCUGAGAGCAGUUGGAUCGGCUGGCUUUUCAGCACCGGCAUCAUGAGUGCCGGUGUCAUGCUGGGUCUCAUGAGCCUUUGCGUGGCGCUGGGGGAGUCGAAGGCUCUGGAGGAUCGCCUCAAUCUUCUCCAGGAGCGCGUUGAGGACGCCAAGGGCUUCCGCGCCGAGUCCAGCGCCUUGGUGGCGGAGGCUCCGCACCUGGCGAUGCGCGGGAAGUUGCUGUCCGGGGCGGCAGGCGCAGCUGGGAAAGGUGAAAAUCUAGGGGAUAAGGGGUAUACUCACGGUGAAUAUAUGGGAAAUAUCUGGUGA
Messenger RNA from Cladocopium goreaui, 915 nucleotides. The record is from the annotation of a GenBank genome assembly. Lineage: Eukaryota; Dinophyceae; Suessiales; Symbiodiniaceae.